AUGGUAUACGACAAUAUCUAUGGAAGGGACCUCCUCCGGAGGAAUUGUGAGGGCGUUCUCAUUUCGUCAAUGACAAGCCUUGCCCAGAACCUUGGCUCGGCUAAGCUAAUCUUACCCGCUCUCCAGGGCAUGGAUCUCGUGAACCUUGGAAGCCACGUGAAGCCACGUCAGACGGCAUACGCAGUGCAAAAACCCCUUCUAGAAGAGGAGAUCCUAUGGAACAUGCUUAACACUAGGAAAGAAAAUUUAAGCUGGAGUUGA
Molecule: messenger RNA, 261 nt
Organism: Penicillium crustosum
Lineage: Eukaryota; Fungi; Ascomycota; Eurotiomycetes; Eurotiales; Aspergillaceae
Exons: 3
Coding region: 1-261 (86 amino acids)
Source: RefSeq, a predicted model, not a curated record